AUGUCCUCGUGUCAUCAGAACAACAACCUUAACGAAGGUAUUAUCAAAGAGAACCACAACAAGAUCAGGAAACGAGGUUGUUCCUCGUCCUCUUCUUCUUCUUUGGUCCGAAGAUACCGAUUCAAGAGAGCUAUUUUGGUUGGGAAAAAAGGAGGUUCCAGCACCCCAGUACCUAUGUGGAAGACUAGAACAACAACGACAACAACAACGUCUCCUUCUAUGCCUACUCAACAACUUCACCAUGCCCAAUUCACUAAACCUUUGCAUUCUUCUGGUUCUGGGUUACCCUCCAGAGAAAAGGAACAUUCUGUGUCAGCUAGAAAACUCGCUGCUACACUUUGGGAAAUCAAUGAUUUGCCUCCUUCGAGGGUCAAGAAGGACUUUAAGGAAAAAUUCAGAAGCAGAGAGAAAGCUGUGAGCUUGUCCAGAUCGGACUUUUUGCUACCAUACAUGUCAGAUCCAUCGCAUAGUCCUACUUCAGAGAGAAUGAAAGUGUUUGAAGGUGAUGGCUGCAAAAGAAGAGUGUCAGCGUUAUCUCAUCAACUUCAUUCGGAUGAUUUCUACAGUGCCAGUUUAAUUGAGGAGGUAGAAAAUCAGCUAAGAAAGGAGAAGAAUUAUGGGAAAUGCACGGUUGGAAUUAAGAACCGUCUGAAGGAAGCUAGGAGUGGCCUAUCUACAUCAAAGAAGCUUCUAAAGGUGUUAAAUCAAAUGUGCCUUCGAGAAAAGCAGUCAUCAAGCAUGCCCCUUGUCUUGGCUCUGGGAAGUGAGCUUGAUAGGGUCUGCCACCAAAUUGAUCAACUGAUCCAAGAACAGCAUUCAGAACAGAAUGAUAUUGAGUAUGUCAUGAAGCGUUUUGCAGAAGAAAAGGCUUCUUGGAAAAGAAGAGAACGAGAAAAGAUUCAUGAUGCCAUAAAAAAUGUGGCAGAAGAGCUUGAGGUGGAGAGGAAGUUAAGAAGGCAAACUGAAUGGUUGAAUAAGAAGAUUGCCAAAGAAAUGGCUAAUGAAAAAGCUUCCCAUUUGAAAGCAUCCAAAGAGCUUGAAAGGGAGAAACGUGCAAAAGAGAUUCUGGAGCAAAUUUGUGAUGAACUAGCCAGAGGUAUUGGGGAAGACAAAGCGCAGGUAGAGGAACUGAAAAGGGAGUCAGCUAAAGUUAGAGAAGAGGUGGAAAAGGAGAGGGAAAUGCUUCAGUUAGCAGAUGUUUUGCGUGAGGAGAGAGUCCAGAUGAAGCUUUCAGAGGCUAAAUAUCAGUUUGAGGAGAAAAAUGCUGUCCUUGAAAAACUGAGAAAUGAGCUUGAGGGCUUUAUGAGAACUAAAGAUGAAGAAAAUGGGAAUGUUUCUCCAGAGUUUGAAAAAAUCAAGGAUUAUAAGUCUUAUUUCAACAAUAUCUGUCGGGGAUUCCGAAAUUCAGAGAAAGAGAAUGAUUUGGAUGUAGGAGAUAUUGUAGAGCAUGAAGGAGAUGAUUCAGAUGAUAGUGAUCUCCAUUCCAUUGAAUUAAACAUGGAUAAUGACAAUAGAGGCUACAUGUGGAGUUAUGCUCGUGAAAAUGUUGCUCAAGAUGACUCAAAAAGAGUUUCAAUUGAUAAAGAAAGUAUUGGGAGGAAAUCUUUCUCUGAGAAAAUUCAGUGGGGAAGCAUUUGCUUCAACAAGGGAACCACCAGUUGUAGGAAGAGGGAUUUUGGUAUAAAUAUUCAGGAAGAUUCUGAUAAUUUUGAUCCGGAAAGGUCAAUUGAAUUUCUCCCACAAGCUCGGAUACAAGAUGAUAAGGAUGAAAGUCAGAGCAAUGGGUCUAUUAUGGUUCUCCAAGACUCUAUGUCAUGUGCCAAUCCUGUUCAGAGAAAUGGUCAACCAUUAACUUUGCAGUAUACUGUUGGAGAAGCUGGGGAAAAUGGUCUUGCCUUGGAGGGUGACAAUUUGAAGCAAGAAGCUGCAGGAAGAAAAUCCGGAUGUUAG
This is a messenger RNA of Gastrolobium bilobum, 1950 nucleotides long. RefSeq lists its product as uncharacterized. Lineage: Eukaryota; Viridiplantae; Streptophyta; Magnoliopsida; Fabales; Fabaceae. The coding region runs from base 1 to 1950 and encodes 649 amino acids. The record is from RefSeq and is a predicted model, not a curated record. The transcript has 3 exons.